GAAAAGGCGCGGCCGCGCGUCCCCGCCAUUCCCCGGAGCAGCCCGCAGCGCUCGGAGCCCCAGCAUGGAGGAGAGCAGCGGCAUCCGCCUCUCGGCCGAGUGCCUGGACGAGCCGCCCAACAGCCGCGUCUUCGUGGUGCUGGGCAAGGACACCGGCGAGGCGCUGAUCCGGGAGCGCUUCUCGCCCUUCGGGGACAUCCAGAACAUCUGGCUGCUGCGGGACAGGCGGACCAACGAGUCCCGCGGCAUCGCCUUCAUCAAGUUCGCCCGCAGCUCGCAGGCGUGCCGGGCCAUGGAGGAGAUGCACGGCCGCAGCCUGCUCCCCGACAGCAAGCCCAUCAAGGUAUUUAUUGCACAAUCAAGAGCUUCUGGAAGCCACCGAGAUCUUGAAGAUGAGGAGCUUACACGAAUCUUUGUUAUGAUACCAAAAACGUACACGGAGGAGGAUCUGCGGGAGAAGUUUAAGAUGUAUGGAGACAUUGAAUACUGCAGCAUUAUUAAAAACAAGACUACUGGAGAAAGUAAAGGUUUGGGCUAUGUCAGGUACCUGAAACCAUCGCAAGCUGCCCUAGCAAUUGAAGAGUGUGAUCGAAGCUACAGGGCCAUUUUGGCUGAACCUAAAAAUAAGUCAUCUGAGACUUUUGAACACGAUUAUUACAGUAAUGCCAUGAGGCCAGAACUAAGAGGAAAUACACUUCCAUUUUGUAUGCAGCCAGAAUUUUGUAGCUUUGAAAAAGUUGAGACCCGAAUUCAAGAACCAGUCUCCAAGCGCCUGUCGGUGAUAUCUCGGCUCCCCUUUAUUCAAGAGCAGCUGUUCGCCCUCUUCGAUUUAGUUCCAGGUCUGGAGUAUUGUGAUGUUCAGAGAGACCCCCAUACCAAUAGUGGGUAUGCUGUGAUUCAGUACAGCACUGCUGCCUCAGCAAUAUAUGCCAAGUACAAACUACAUGGGUUUGAGUAUCCUCCUGGAAAUCGACUAACUGUCGUUUUCCUAGAAGAUGGGAAUGAUAGCUCAGACCUUAUCAGGAAAAUGGCAACACAGCUGGUGACAGCGCAGGUGUCGUCAGCGCUGCGCAGUAACAGCGCGAUGGUUCAGCAGUACAGGACACCUCCUCAAGCAUUUGGAGGAACUUCUGGCCCACAGUUGCUGCAGCCCCAAACAGAUGCCAUACUUCCACCACCCAAAAAAAAGGUUCCACCUGACACUGCUGUGAAGGAAAGGCUUUUCAUACUUUUCCAUCCCCAUCCUUUACCAGUAAAUGUACUGGAGGAUGUGUUCUGUCGUUUUGGACAAUUGAUAAGUGUUUAUCUUGUGACUGGAAAAAAUGUGGGCUAUGCAAAAUUUGCAGACAGAGCAAGUGCCAGCGAGGCCAUAACUGCAUUGCAUGGCAAGAUUGUGAACGGUGUGAGGCUGAAAGUGAGGCUGGCAGACUCGCCCUCGGAGGAGCCCAACAAGCGCCAGAGAACUUACUGAGCAGGUGAGUGCCCCCCUGCCUGAGCUCUUACCCCCUGCACUCCAGACACCUGAAAUAGUGACAGGCAAAGAUUUUGACGUUAGAUAACACAAACAUAUAACGAAACUCUAAAUCUAUUCUUAGCUAGCAAAUUGAAAUAGGAUUUUUGAUACAUCUGUGUGUGUAUACACAUAUUAUAUGGGUGUGUGUAUGCUUAUAUAUAUAUACACGCACACGCACUUUAUUUUAUAAAAAGUCAAUUUUUAUAAUUAGUGAAAAAAACCAAAUCAGUUGAUAAAAUUCAAUCUGGACGUUCAUAGAAAUACCACUUUUGUACUUGGGAGAAUCAGUUGACAUUGAAAAGAGUAUGCAAAAAUAAACAAUGAAACAGACAUAA
Lonchura striata (white-rumped munia) is the source of this 1848-nucleotide messenger RNA. The record is from RefSeq and is a predicted model, not a curated record. NCBI's taxonomy places the organism in Eukaryota, Metazoa, Chordata, Aves, Passeriformes, Estrildidae.